This is a messenger RNA of Anopheles moucheti, 782 nucleotides long. Its product is annotated as 40S ribosomal protein S14a. The record is from RefSeq and is a predicted model, not a curated record. The coding region runs from base 96 to 554 and encodes 152 amino acids. NCBI's taxonomy places the organism in Eukaryota, Metazoa, Arthropoda, Insecta, Diptera, Culicidae. Gene Ontology annotation, biological process: translation; maturation of SSU-rRNA from tricistronic rRNA transcript (SSU-rRNA, 5.8S rRNA, LSU-rRNA); ribosomal small subunit assembly. Gene Ontology annotation, cellular component: ribosome; cytosolic small ribosomal subunit. Gene Ontology annotation, molecular function: small ribosomal subunit rRNA binding; structural constituent of ribosome; mRNA 5'-UTR binding. The transcript is spliced from 3 exons.
CUGCUGAAUGAAUGUCAAUAUCGAGAAAGCCUCUUUUGAACUUCCGCUUCGGCAAGGAAACACGAAUUGCUUGCUGCAGGUGAUCCAGUCCAACUAUGGCUCCGUCACGGAAGAACAAAGUCGUGAAGGAAGAAGUGCAAGUAUCGCUCGGACCGCAGGUACGCGAUGGUGAGGUCGUGUUUGGAGUGGCUCACAUCUACGCAAGUUUUAACGAUACAUUCGUACACGUCACGGAUCUGUCGGGCAAGGAAACCAUCUCCCGUGUGACCGGUGGUAUGAAGGUAAAAGCCGAUCGCGAUGAAGCCUCACCUUAUGCCGCUAUGUUGGCCGCUCAGGACGUAGCGGAAAAGUGCAAAUCGCUCGGUAUUACCGCCCUUCACAUUAAGCUGCGUGCUACUGGUGGAAACCGUACUAAAACACCUGGACCGGGCGCACAAUCAGCACUCCGUGCCUUGGCUCGUUCUUCAAUGAAGAUUGGCCGCAUCGAGGAUGUCACACCGAUUCCAUCAGAUUCUACUCGCAGGAAGGGUGGUCGUCGCGGUCGUCGUCUAUAAGCCCGACACCUUUACCUAUCUUCCACGCGCACGGCCGGUGAAAUUGGUAUUCUACUUAUUUUGCUAUGAUGUUUGUCUAAUUUUGUUAAAUUGCCGGUAUGUCGGUGUGAAUUAGGAAGAUCUAAACUUCUUUUUUCCGAUCCGCGUUAUGAAUAAUAUUGGAAAUGAUUAUACUGUGACAUAAGUAAUGCCAAUAAAUUGCAAACAACCAUCUAUUAAAACCGCCAA